Messenger RNA from Daphnia pulex (common water flea), 1518 nucleotides. RefSeq lists its product as uncharacterized. Bases 122 to 1384 code for a protein of 420 amino acids. NCBI's taxonomy places the organism in Eukaryota, Metazoa, Arthropoda, Branchiopoda, Diplostraca, Daphniidae. The record is from RefSeq and is a predicted model, not a curated record. The transcript has 2 exons.
UUCUUGUGCUACUCGUGACGUUUUCAAACGUUUAUUACCCUAGUUAGAUUUGAAGUUGUUAACCGGAAUCUGCUUAGAUAACUUAUCAUGACCUAAUUAACGCGUUAGCUUUUCAUUUUUAAUGCAAGAAGCACGUUCCUCAGGAGGGAGAAUCAUGAGGAAAUAUUACCAACUAAUUCUUUUCAUCUUAUCGGUUGUCAGUUUGGUGUGUUUUGUUAUUUACAAACACGAGUAUGACAGGCUGAGAAAUGUCUUGGAAGUCUUGAAUGUUUUUGGCUCAACAGUAACAGAUGGUCCCCAAACAUAUGAACUUCAGGGAAUCUGUUCUAAUGGAUCUGUUGAAUUCAUUCCUGAUUUCUGGCACAAAUAUUCAGAAGUGCAAGUUUAUGCAGCCUUCAAGGUUGCAAACGAAAAAGGAUGGAGUUUAAACAGUGUGGCAGUUGUGAAACGAAAUUCUUCUUUUUCAAUGAAAAACACUGUGUGUGCUUUGAUAUCUGGAGAUGUCAAUGAUGACAAAUUUGAAGGAACUAUUGAAUGGAAACAAAUCGAAACAGAUAACGACUACGUGGCAUAUUCGGUUGUCUGCAAUGUUCCAGAAAUGAUCGGCAAUUCUCACCUCUUCUCCCUUUACGACAGUAAAUCGUCUUUACAACCGCUUAAAGUUCCGCUGCAUCUUGGCCCGACGCAUCCUAAAGAUCACGCAACAUCUCUUUGUGUAUUAUCGAAUGAUCCCUAUUGGCACAUAGAUGAUCUUGCCGAUUUCAUACAUUACUACUCGCUACUUGGAGUCGACAAUAUCUACCUUUAUCAUCGAGGGAUUGGUGAUCAAGUGAUCUCAUCUUUGCAGGCAUUGGCACGGACACGGACACUCAGCAAUGUAACAAUUCAUCUAACAACUUGGAAUCGUCCAUCAAGUUCCUCUCUUCUAGUUGAUUUCGCUCUGAUAAAUCACGACUGUUCGUGGAGGCAUGGAGCAAAGCAAGGAUCCUCGAUCACUGUGCAAUUCGGUCACUUUCUAGCUCUUCCAAAGGGUUUGAGGUUGAAAGAGUUUUUGGCCAAAGCAAGAGGCCAUAGCAGUGAAUCAAGUUUUGAAGUCCGAAUCCCGCUUCAAACAAUUUGCGCCAACUUGUCUGCAACCGAAACUAGUCUUGUAAGGCGUGCAAGAAUGAUUAAUCCGAAAAAGAAAGUAAUUAGAACCGGAAUUAUACGAUGGACAGAAGCCCCCAACCAUCCAGGCAACCCCGAAACCGUAAAGGUUGACUCUCAAGCGGUUAAAUUGCUAAUAUUUGAGCAAUGUCGCACAACAGAAAACGGUAAAACGGAAGAUGAAACUGUGCGUACGUUCCGAGCUCUCGCUCAAAAUAUCCCCCGCUUAAAAAAUUAAUCGGUAAUAAUCCAUAUUCCACAUUUGGGUUGUUCCGGUUGUAUUGAUGUUGAAAACAAUGUAUUAUGAACAUGCCAAUUCGAACGUUGAACAUGAAUUUACGACAGAAAAAUACAAAUUCAUUUCAGACGUUG